Messenger RNA from Penicillium subrubescens, 1350 nucleotides. RefSeq names its product SHNi-TPR domain-containing protein. The coding region runs from base 1 to 1350 and encodes 449 amino acids. Gene Ontology annotation, cellular component: nucleoplasm. The transcript is spliced from 2 exons. Gene Ontology annotation, molecular function: histone binding. Gene Ontology annotation, biological process: DNA replication-dependent chromatin assembly; CENP-A containing chromatin assembly. The record is from RefSeq and is a predicted model, not a curated record. Lineage: Eukaryota; Fungi; Ascomycota; Eurotiomycetes; Eurotiales; Aspergillaceae.
AUGGCUGACGCCGAGCAGCCCACAGCGGCCGAUCAUAUUGCAGUCCCCACCGACAAGCGCGCGCAGCUGAACGAUUUGAUCACACGAGCUGCCGCCAAAGAUGCGAGCAAGGACCACAAUGCUGCCUCAGAGCUCUACUCACAGGCCACUGAACUUCAGGCCGAACUGAACGGCGAGCUCUCACCCGAGAACGCGGAUCUCCUCUAUGCGUACGGAAAAUCCCUCUACAAUGUUGCUGUGAGCAAGAGCGAUGUGCUGGGGUCCAAGGUGGCUGGAGAGCCCAGCAACGCCCCUGCGCCAAAGGCUACAUCUGCUAGGUCCGCUUCUACUGACGGAAGCUUGGUCAAGGACGCCAUCUCGAGCUCCAUGAACCAGAAUGCUGCCACACCCUCGAAAGAUGUCAACGCGCAAUUGGACGCCGCGCCUUCGAAGCCCUUCUUCCAAUUUACCGGUGACGAGAACUUUGUCGACUCCGACGAUGAGGACGAAGAGGAGAAUGGGGGAGAUGAAGACGAGAAUGAUGAUGACUUUGAGGUUGCAUUUGAAGUCCUCGAUCUGGCGCGCAUCCUCUAUCUCAGGAAGCUGGAGAUUGCGGAGGAAAGCAGCACGGACAAAGGCAAGGGCAAGUCGGUUGAUCUGCCCGCGGACGUGAAGCACAUCAAGGAGCGACUAGCCGACACCUACGACCUUCAGGCUGAAAUCUCUCUGGAAGGCGAGAGGUUCUCCGAUGCCGUGAAUGAUCUGCGCACUGCUCUCGACCUUCGCAACUCACUCUUCCCAUUCGAGGAUCCUUCCGUUGCAGAGUGCCACUACAAGCUUUCACUGGCUCUAGAGUUUGCGUCCGUCCAGCAACAGGGAGAAGAGGAUGACAGCCAAGAGAAGACCGUGGACGAGGAAAUGCGCAAGGAGGCUGCCACUCAAAUGGAGCGUGCGAUUGAAAGCUGCAAGGUUCGCAUGGCUUCGGAGGAGAAGAAGCUGGAGGCAGACAAGGAUAUGGAAGAGGAUAAGGUGGUGGCGGCUAAGCGCAAGAUCUCCAACGUCAAGGAGAUCAUCGCCGAUAUGGAGCAAAGACUCAUCGAUCUCCGUCGGUCACCAGUCUCCAUCGAAGAGAAGGAGAAAGAAAACGAGGCCAUGCUUAAGGGUAUCCUCGGCGAGAUUGUCGGUCAAUCGGUCACGGAUCAGAAGGCCCGCCUCGACGCCGUCAGCAAAGAAGCCACCGAUCUCUCCUCCUUGGUUCGACGCAAGCCUGCUGCUGCCCAGACCUCCUCUCAACAGACAUCAUCUAAGCGACCUGCGGAUGAUGCUUCCGCAGAUGGCGAGUCAAAGCGCGCUCGUGUUGAAGAUGCCUAA